AGUAUUUUAAAACUUAAUUUGCUUUCGAUCUUCUUCAUGGAUAUAAAGACCUUGCUGGACAAUCUUCAUGAUGAAGUAUCCUGUUCUGUGUGCAUGUGUACAUUCACUGAUCCAAAGCAGUUGCCUUGUUUGCACAGUUUCUGUCUUCACUGCCUGAACGGAAUUCAACGAACGAGCGGCGUCCAUGGCAAAAUUACAUGCCCUGAGUGUAGGAGACAGUUUCAAACCCCUGGAAGUGGAAAUCCCAGCGAACUUCCCACUAAUUUUCGUAUCAACAGUUUGCUAGAUGUCUUGGCAAUAAAAGAGUGCAGCACAGCUAACGUAAAAUGCGGAAAUUGCAGCAAACGGAGCGUCCAGACCUUAUAUUGCUUCCAGUGUUGUUCUUUCUGGUGCGAGGAAUGUGUUUUAGCACAUAACAUUAUACGCACCAAUAAAGAACACAGAACGCUGGCACUGAAAGAUUUUCAAGAUCAAGACAUCGAGGCCGUGUUAAAGAGACCAGCAUUUUGUCAGAAGAAACGACAUGAAAACAAAGAGUUGGAGUUCUUUUGCAAGGACUGUAAAGUCGCCAUUUGCAACACUUGUGUUGUAACACUUCAUGAAGGUCAUGGUAAGAUGCUUUUGGAAGAAGCUACAGACGCGCGCAAGACUCAGAUCAACUCCAUGACUCAAUCUUUAAUAGAAAAAGCACAAGAAAAACGAAAAGACCUCGAGCGAUUGAACCAAAAGAGCACGGACAUUAAACUGCAAGUUGCCGACUUUAAAAGCCAGGUCCAGACACAUGUAGAUCAAGUUAUUGCAAUCAUCGAAGCGAGGAAACAGGAUGUUUUUGAUGCAGUCGAUAAUCAAGCGAAAAAAGCUCUGGAAUCUCUCUCAAAGAAAAAAGACCAAGUUGAAAAUCAAGUGAAAUUAAUUGAAUCGGCAAUUGAACAAACUAAAGCUCUUGUGAAACGAAGCUUUAGUACUGAAAUCCUUGGAUUCAGUGAAACAUUUGAUGCAAUCCUUCAGGAACAGGGUACCCAAGGAAACCGUGACACUGAAUGUAUUCCUCAGUUUAGUUUUACUAAAAGUGAAAAAUUGAUUAACGUGUUGAACAAUGAAGGGAUAGGUAAUGUAAAAACUGUUUUAAACGAAACUAAAGUGAAACAAUUAGGAGCUAAAGGUAAAGAAAAUAGUAAACUAAUUGCUGGGAAUAAAGGGGCAAAUGUUCGUGACAGUCCUCUUGAGACUCAGGAACAAACCAGGCGUUUCAGAUUCUUGCUGUCAUUUGGACAAAAAGGUGAGUCUGUUGGAAUGCUUAACGACCCCUGGGGGCUGGCAGUGAAUGAUCAUGAUGAAAUUGCUGUGGCAAACGGGAGUAACCACAGGGUUUCACUCUUCAGUAGUGACGGUACCCACUUAAGAUCGUUUGGUAGAAGAGGUAGGAAUAAUGGCGAGUUCCAGAACCCUACAGGGAUCGCUUUUGAUAGUCUUGGCAAUAUUGUAGUGGCAGACUGUUUUAACCACAGGGUGCAAGUCUUUGAUAGGAAUGGUAACUUUCUUAGUAAGUUUGGUGAACAAGGAAGUCUUGAUCACCAACUUAGUAAACCUGAAGGUUUAUCAAUAAACGGUAACGGUGAUAUUAUUGUUGCUGAUAACCGUAACAAAUUAAUCAAGAUAUUCUCUUCUAGAGGGAAGUAUUUACGUAAAUUUGGUGGAGCAGGUUCUUUGGUCAAUCCCUAUCACUGUAUUCAACACGGUCAAUAUUUCAUAGUCUCAGAUUAUGGUGAUCAUUCCAUUAAAAUGUUCGAUCGUGAGGGAAAGUUUAUUUCUAAAUUUGGAAAACAGGGAAACAAGGAUGGAGACUUGAAUGAGCCCUGUUACUUGUCAGUCAGUAAAGAAGGUUUGCUAAUCGUCUGUGAUCAAUGUAAUCACAGAGUUCAGUUAUUUGAACUGAGUGGAAAGUUUGUUACAAAAUUUGGAAGUAAAGGUAGCGGGAGAGGAGAGUUUAGGAAUCCAUUUUCUACAGCAAAUCUUAGUGAUGGAAGAAUAGUUGUGUGUGAUAUGAACAACAACCGAAUCCAGGUAUUUGAGAAUACAUGAAAUAAUCCAGCCUGCGAAUACAACCGUCUUUCCUCGCUGCUCGUCGUUAAGGACCAUUCGCGGGAAACGUCCGCUGCCGCGAAACUUUCUAAUAGCAGCCAGGAGCGAGGAUAGACAGCUUUAUUCACAGCGGGCUAGAGAUAACCGUACCUUUGAUGGAGCAAGACUGGAGAUUCAUUUCACUAUUAUAUAUUGCUCAUUAGAUUCACAGUUCAUGUUUCUGGAGGAAAUCAGUUUUUGUGCGAUUAUCAUUUUGUUUAGACAUUUUGAUAAGCCGAAAUUGGUGUAUUAUGUUCUACUUGUAAAUAUAUUUUAUCCAUAAAUGAUAUGGAUCAGUCCACUGUCGCGUAAAAAUUGAGUUUACGCCGGCACCACCUUCCUUACAUUGCCUCUAUUUUAUUUCCGGGCGUAAAUACAAUGCUUAGAAAGAAAAAACUGCAGCAUAUAUUGAAUUGAUUAGUUCCAAAAAAAGCAAUUAAUUGAGAUAAUUUUCUCUUACAUUGUAAUCUCACAUUAUUACUAAAUAAAUUUGCAAAUACUUCAUAUCUAGAAAUAUUAUACUGUUUAAUAUUUACAUUCAUUUUUGAAAGUGUGAUUUUUGAAUGGGUCUAACCUGUUCAAAAGCGAGGACAGCCUGAGUUGUCAAUUUUGUAAGUAAACGGCUUAUUUUUACUUACCUUUUUUCAGUAGUAACAGACAUACAUAUUUCUCAAAAAGCAAAAUGCUAUUCCAUGUAAAUAACUCAAGUGAAUUAUUUUUUGUCUAAAUAAACAACAGUGUAAAUGCUUUGUUCCUGGUAUUUAAUGUCUCCUAAUAGUCAAAGGCGGAUUUAGUGGGGGGAGUGGGGACGAGGAAGCCGCGACCCCUUUUUUCUUUAAAAUUUUGUAUCAUUUUUAUAGAAUUCUCAGCUUAUAUAGCUGGAAAUUGUCCCGGCCACUCCUUUCUAAAUUUUCUGGAUCCGCUUACCGCUUGGUAACCCGCAGUCCCAGACAAAGGUAGUUGGGAAAGUUGGGGAGCGAUAUAACAAAACAAUUACGCGCACUAACAUUUCAGUUUUUGCACAGCAUUCGGCAUAGACUGCAAAACAGUCGGGAUUUUUUCUAGGUUUAGCGCAGUUAAUUAGCGUAUCUCUCCAGUCUCGCUCCCCGUUUUCAGCCCUAUCUCGCGACUGGCGAUAAUUUAUUAUCUACACAUUUUAAGAUGCAAAUUACGCAAGAACUUGUUUGACAGCUUCAGCCCUCGGCUUCGGCAAAGAAUUGAUCUGCUCGGCGCAGAAAAUGACGAUAUUUUGCUCAACAUCGUCAAAUAAUUGUUAAAUAUUUUUGUUUUUAUUGUGUACGUGCAAUUGAAAAACAUGUUUUUAAACAACUCUAUGGCGUUCUACCCUGUGUAAAACCAGUAGAGCAGGUUACUUUUCUUUUAUCACACUCCACUCAGCAACAAGCUGAAAUUGAACAAACAAGAUUUCUUAUUACUCUGUUUUGUGUAGCGAAUUUAAGUUAGAGAAUAUUUACUCUGGACUAAAUUUUUGCACCAAAUAUGUUUGGGGUGAUUUUUUUUCGGGAGUUUAUUUCUGCCGAUAGCUCGCAAAAUCGCAAAAAUUAGAACGCAAAAAUUUUUUGCAACUUCAUGCAACAGGGUUUCUGAACUAUGUAAGCUAUGUUUAUGUUAGCGGUACGGUUACUCGGCUCAGAACUCGGUUGAUUCUUAUAUGCUCCGUCUUUAUUUUAUACUCACAUGCUCCCAUACCGCAAAGACUGACAAGUACCGCAUGCUCGAUCACUAUGUGCCCUAAUUGCGUAGAAUGAAAGUUUACAACAGUCGACCAGACUCGACCAACUAACCACACCAACCAACUGGCGUUGUUCACUUUAAAUUCGUGAAUAGAUUCACGAAUUUAAAAAGACUCUCUUCGAUGUCUUUGAUUAUAUUAGUAACAACCAGAAGAAGUUAAGAGCAAGACGAAAAUCAGAAGUACAGAUAUCUAAUAAGCGUACGUCUUCUAGCAACGGAUUUUAAGCUGUAUAUACUGAUUGUAAUGUACAAUAACUCGGUCUCCGGACAUAAGUGAAUUCUAAAAACACUUUAUGAGUAGUUCAUACUUUCAUAAGAAUAUUUUGGCUUCUUAGAAAUACGUAUAAGUCAAGGACCUCUGUUUGAUCGGUUAAAACUGUAAAAAAAGGGUGACAAUACAAAAAUCCCGUUCUUUCUUUACCACGGCAUAUAACUAAGUUCGAUCAUCCGGACUGGCAAGUCCAACCUAGACAGUAUUUCACCGAUUGUUUUCGACCUUUUCCAUGGAUAAAAAGACCUUAACCGACAAUCUUCAUGAUGAAGUAUCCUGUUCUGUGUGUAUGUGUACAUUCACUGAUCCAAAGCAGUUGCCUUAGUUUGCACAGCUUCUGUCUUCAUUGCCUCAACGAAUUAACGCGGAGCGGCGUCCAUGGUAAAAUCACAUGCCCGGAAUGCAGGCGAGACAGUUUCAAAACGGACGGUGAUAUAAAGGUCGAAAUUGGGAGUUGUAAUUGGUUUAUUUACUUUCAUAAUUGUAAAAUCUACCAUAUAGUGCUACGUAUAAAUGUCCAAUAGGUUGUGACUAAAGUAAAACAAGAAACAAAUAGUUAACGCAUGUACAGUAUUUUUUACGCAUACUAUAUGCGGUGUUAGGAUUUAAAGUGUUAAAGUCAUCUUCAGUGUUCACCUCACAGUUUUCCUGUGGUUGUAAUUCACCGAGCUGUCUUUGAAUUUCUUCAAAAAAGAGAACUUGGUCGUUUGUCUUGUUUGGUGAAUGAAUAUUAACAAAAACAAACAAAUUUUGUUUGUUAUAUAGCCUUUAUCAGUUGGUCGAAAUAAUCCCGCAUUUAUUGGGCUCCUGCUUACACGAACUUAACGUGUAGAGUCUCAGUGAUGUAAAAUAUAAUUUAAUAGGUUUUAUAAAACAUUUCAGUGGGUUCUUGCUUUGUAAACAGAUGACGAUUCUCAGAAAUAUAGGAUGUUUUUGGUUUCUUCAAAAGGAAGUCAGAAAUCAUAAAUUCGUCAAGUAACUCCGUUUGAUUGGUUGAUGAAAGUAAAGUUCAGUCUGAGUCACAAGACAGUAAUUCUUUCACUUUCCAAGAGCUGGGUAUUUCAAAAUUUAAAUAGUUUUAUUUAAACCAUUUCCCUCCAUGGAUAUAAAGACCUUGCUGGACAAUCUUCAUGAUGAAGUGUCCUGUUCUGUGUGCAUGUGUACAUUCACUGAUCCAAAGCAGUUGCCUUGUUUGCACAGUUUCUGUCUUCACUGCCUGAACAGAAUUCAACGAACGAGCGGCGUCCAUGGCAAAAUUACAUGCCCCGAGUGCAGGAGACAGUUUCAAAUUCCUGGAAGUGGAAAUCCCAGCGAACUUCCCACCAAUUUUCGCAUCAACAGUUUGCUAGAUGUCUUGGCAAUAAAAGAGUGCAGCACAGCUAACGUGAAAUGCGGAAAUUGCAACAAACGGAGUGCCCAGACCUUAUGUUGCUUCCAGUGUUGUUCUUUCUGGUGCGAGGAAUGUAUUUUAGCACAUAACAUUAUACGCAUCAAUAAAGAACACAGAACGCUGGCACUGAUAGAUUUUCAAGAUCAGGACAUCGAGGCCGUGUUAAAGAGACCGGCAUUUUGUCAGAAGAAACGACAUGAAAACAAAGAGUUGGAGUUCUUUUGCAAGGACUGUAAAGUCGCCAUUUGCAACACUUGUGUUGUAACACUCCAUGAAGGUCAUGGUAAGAUGCUUUUGGAAGAAGCUACAGACGCGCGCAAGACUCAGAUCAACUCCAUGACUCAAUCUUUAAAAGAAAAAGCACAAGAAAAACGAAAAGACCUCGAGCAAUUGAACCAAAAGCGCACGGACAUUAAACUGCAAGUUGUCGACUUUAAAAGCCAAGUGCAGACACAUGUGGAUCAAGUUAUUGCAAUCAUCCAAGCGAGGAAACAAGAUGUUUUUGAUACAGUCGAUAAUCAAGCGAAAAAAUCACUGAAAUCUCUCUCAGAGAAAAAAGAUGAAGUUGAAAAUCAAGUGAAAUUAAUUGAAUCGGCAAUUGAACAAACUAAAGCUCUUGUGAAACGAAGCUUUAGUGCUGAAAUCCUUGGAUUCAGUGAAACAUUUGAUACAAUCCUUCAGGAACAGGGCACCCAAGGAAACCGUGACACUGAAUGCAUUCCUCGGUUUGGUUUUAAUAAAAGUGAAAAACUGAUUAACGAGUUGAACAGUGAAGGGAUAGGUAAGGUAAAAAUUGUUUUCAGCGAAACUAAAGCACAACAAUCAUUAGCUAAAGGUAAAGAAAGUAGUAAAGUAAUUGGUGGGAAUAAAGGGGCAAAUGUUCGUGACAGUCCUUUUGAGACUCAGGUACAAAGCAGGAGUUACAGAUCUGUGCUGUCAUUUGAACAAAACGGUGAGUCUGUUGGAAUGCUUAACUAUCCCUGGGGGGUAGCAGUGAAUGAUCAGGAUGAAAUUGCUGUGACUGAACGCUGGAACCACAGUGUUUCAGUGUUUAGUAGUGACGGUACCCACUUAAGAUCGUUUGGUAGACACGGUAAUAAUAAUGGUGCGUUCCAGUGCCCUAGAGGGAUCACUUUUGAUAGUCAUGGCAAUAUUGUAGUGGCAGACUCUGGUAACCACAGGGUGCAAGUCUUUGAUAGGAAUGGUAACUUUCUUAGUAAGUUUGCUGAACAAGGAAGUCUUGAUAAUCAGCUUAAAUGCCCUCACGGCUUAUCAAUAAACGGUAACGGUGAUAUCAUUGUUGCUGAUACCGGUAACCAAUUAAUCAAGAUAUUCUCCUCUAGUCGCAACUAUUUGCGUAAGUUUGGUGGAGCAGGUUCUUUGGUCUACCCCUACCACUGUAUCCAACACGGUCAAUAUUUUAUAGUCUCUGAUGCCGGUGAUCAUUCCAUCAAGAUGUUUGAUUUUGAGGGAAAAUUUAUUUCUAAAUUUGCAAAACAUGGGAACAAGGAUGGAGAUUUCAAUCAGCUCCGUUUCUUGUCAGUUAGCAAAGAAGGAUUGCUAAUGGUCUGUGAUUCACAAAAUCACAGAGUUCAAGUAUUUGAACUGAGUGGAAAGUUUGUUACAAAAUUUGGAAGUGAAGGUAGCGGGAGAGGAGAGUUGAAGAAUCCAUUUUCUACAGCAAUUCUUAGUGAUGGAAGAAUAGUUGUGUGUGAAUUUAAUAACAAUCGAAUCCAGGUAUUUGAGCAUACAUGA
Messenger RNA from Porites lobata, 7292 nucleotides. Lineage: Eukaryota; Metazoa; Cnidaria; Anthozoa; Scleractinia; Poritidae. The record is from the annotation of a GenBank genome assembly.